Molecule: messenger RNA, 3633 nt
Organism: Xyrauchen texanus (razorback sucker)
Lineage: Eukaryota; Metazoa; Chordata; Actinopteri; Cypriniformes; Catostomidae
Product: cyclin-dependent kinase 15
Exons: 14
Coding region: 337-1593 (418 amino acids)
Biological process (GO): protein phosphorylation
Cellular component (GO): cytosol; cytoplasm; nucleus
Molecular function (GO): ATP binding; cyclin binding; cyclin-dependent protein serine/threonine kinase activity
Source: RefSeq, a predicted model, not a curated record
GUUUGCAGAAGAACUCUGAUUGGCCUGUGACCAUAUAAGCCCCAGUGGCAGCUGCAGGAGGCAGGAGAGAAAAAGAGACAGAGAGAGAGAAGUGCGGAGAGACAGGAGGAGAGCUCUCAGAGGAAUCGCAGGAGGACAGAGGACUCUACUGAGGAGGGAACUUGUGUCAGUGGGGGUGCUGCUGUCUGCUGUAAAUCUGCCUGAAGCAGGAAGAUGACAUGCUGAAUAAACGGGUGGUGAUCUGGUCCAGAACCUGUCUUAGAAUGUCUAGAUCACUGUGAAAGCAUCUAGCUGUGUCAACACUAGUCCCAUCAAGGUCCAUCAGAAGCAGACAGCAUGCAGAACCUCCGGCAUGCAGCCUCUGAGGCCUUCCAGCGUCUUGGGUUGAAACAAAGACAUCUGGGCUAUGAGGAGCUGAGUGAUCUGGACGGGGUGGAGAAACCACAGCCGCACUGGUUUCACACGUUGCAGGUGCGACGGCUCCGAGUUCAGAGAGGCCGCAGUAACAGCGACCCUCUGGGAGGAGAGAGCUUCCAACAGGAGUUUCAGUGGAAAACAGGCCUGCAGUUUGGAAAUGCAACAUCUUACCUGAACCUCGAAAAACUUGGAGAAGGCACAUAUGCAACAGUGUACAAAGGAAUUAGCAGGAUAAAUGGCCAACCGGUGGCUUUGAAGGUGAUUCACAUGAAAACUGAGGAAGGAAUUCCAUUCACAGCUAUAAGAGAAGCCUCCCUGUUAAAAGGCCUGAAACACGCAAACAUAGUCCUGCUCCAUGAUAUCAUCCACACACGAGAGUCUCUCACCUUUGUCUUUGAGUAUGUGCAAACAGAUUUGGCUCAAUAUAUGAUUCAGCAUCCUGGUGGACUUCACUCAUACAACGUCAGGCUUUUCAUGUUUCAGUUGUUGCGAGGAUUGUCUUACAUUCACAACAGAAGGAUUCUCCAUCGAGACCUCAAACCUCAGAAUCUGCUCAUCAGUUAUUUAGGAGAACUCAAAUUAGCAGAUUUUGGCCUGGCCCGCUCUAAAUCCAUACCAUGCCAAACCUACUCUGCAGAGGUCGUGACUUUAUGGUACCGACCGCCUGAUGUUCUCAUGGGCUCCACUGAUUACUCCACUGCCCUGGACAUCUGGGGAGCUGGCUGCAUUUUCAUUGAGAUGCUACAGGGGUCAGCAGCGUUUCCUGGAGUAGCCGAUGUCUUUGAGCAGCUGCUUAAGAUCUGGACAGUUCUCGGUGUUCCGACCGAGGCGAGCUGGCCGGGUGUCAGUGAUUUGCCAAACUAUAAACCAGAGUGGUUCCUGCCCUGCAAGCCCCAGCAAUUUCGAGAUGUCUGGAAAAGGCUCGCUCAGUUACCUUAUAAGACGGAGGAUCUGGCCCAGCAGAUGCUGAUGAUGAAUCCAAAGGACAGGAUUUCAGCCCAGGAUGCAUUGCUGCACCCAUAUUUCAACACUCUUCCACCUCCGUUAAUGCAUCUAAGGGACACUGUGUCCAUCUUUAAGGUGCCGGGCGUGAGGUUAGAGGUGGAAGCGAGGGAUAUCUUCAGCCCGAGCAGACGAAUGAAAUCGCCUCUUGCCCCUUUAGCCAAGUGCUGGUGAAAGAUUCAAUUUUUUUAAUAAAAUAGGUGAUGUGCUUGUGAAAAGCAUAAAAACAUCAGACAUAAUUAAAGGGAUAGUUCACCCAAUAAUGGAAAUUCUCAUAAUUUGCUCACCCUUAUGCCAUCCCAGAUAUGUAUGUCUUUCUUUCUUCUGCAGAACACGAAGUUCAGCUCUGUAGGUCCAUACAAUACAAGUGAAUGGGUGCCAAAAUUUUGAAGCUCCAAAAUACACAUAAUGGCAUUAUAAAAGUGAUCCAUAAGACUGUGUGGGUGAGAAACAGAUCAAUAUUUAUGUAAUUUGUUCUCCUCCCUGUCCAGGAGGGGGCGAUAUACACAAAGAAUUUGAAUCACCAAAAACAGAAGAAGGAGAAAGUGAUAGAAUAAGGACUUAUAUAUUGAUCUUUUUCUCACUCACACCUAUCAUAUCACUUCAGAAGACAUGGAUUUAACUACCAGAGUCGUCUGGAGCACUUUUAUGUUGCCAUUAUGUGGAUUUUGGAGCUUUACAAUUUUGGCACCCAUUCACUUGCAUUGUACGGACCUACAGAGCUGAAACAUUCUUCUAAAAACUUUCGUUUUUGUUCAGCAGAUGAAAAAAAGUCGUACACAUCAGGGAUGGCAUGAAGGUGAGUAAAUGAUGAAAGAAUUUUCAUUUUUGGGUGAACUAACACUUUAAUAACAUCCCAAACCCAUAUGACUUUGUUUUUUCCGUGGGACACAAAAGGUGAAUUCUUAAAAAGUCUUCACAGGGAUUAUUUGCUAUUAAGUGAAUAGUGACUUUGGUCUGUCAAGCUUAAAAAACAUCAUAAAAUCACAGUAAACCUAAUCAUGCAUUCUCAUGCAAUAUAUUCUAAGCCUUCUGAAGCAAUAUGAUCACUUUGUCACAUUUAAGCUGCCAUUCACUCUCAUUAAUAAAGAUAUAGCAUGAUGUCAUGACCCUUGGUCACAAGAUGCAAUGAGAACCAAUGAGCUUUGAAGUUGUUGAUGUAGCCGCCAUGUUUGAUUAAAACAAUUUAUUCAUGUUUGAUUUGAUUUAUGAGUGAAUAACGACUUAAAUUUUGUUCUUUCAAGCUUGACAGACCUGAGUUACUAUUCACUCACAUUAUGGCAAAUAAACCUUGUGAAAAAUUCACCUUUUGUGUUCCACAAAACAAAUACAUUUGUGAAAUUAGGGUGAGUAUAAAGAAUUUUCAUUUUCAGGUGAACUACUGUAUAUCUUUCAAUGUGACACUGUAUUUCAGAAUGACAGUCAGUUUUUAUGUUAUUUAUUCAGAUCCAAAUCAGCUGUAACAAAUAUGUGACUUAUUAAGAAUCCAAUUUCACAAGAUUUACAUUUUUAAAUGUCUGAUUGAUGUAACUCAAGAGAUGUUUUUAAUGGUAGACAUAUCUACACAGUAGGAGAAAAAUACAGUGACUUCAGGAGCAAUGGUACAGAAACUGUAUUUCACUAAGACUGUUUACAGUACCGUUCAAUUGUGAAUACAUUGAUAUAAAAUGCGCUUCAUUUUGAUAUGUCAUAGAUAUUUGUGUAAAUAUCGCACAGAAAUAGAGGAAAGGAGUGAUUUGAAGUGAACGAAUAUACCAACUGAUGCUUCAAAGCUCUAUUGUGUGGUGCGCAGGUGAAAACAGUGUCCUUUUAACACACCAGGUGAGAAUCUCACCUAAAAUGAGUGUUUUUGUACAGCAUAUGAGUACUCAUGUGUAUAGCUAUCUAUGAUCGAAUCAACUCAUUUUGAAAUGUUUCAGUAUUGCAAUAUUCAACGUUGCAGAUUAUCAUGGAGGUCUGUGUAAUGCGCAGCAUGCAUAGAUUCUAAAAGUGUCACUGUGCAUCUUCCCGGAUAAUGUAAAGACAGUGAUAUUGGUCAGCAAAUAACAGUUGUUCCAUUUGUCAAUACCAGACUAUUUGCUUAAAGCAACAGGCACAUAUCUCAUAGCCAGGUCAAUACUGUUGUUGGUGAACAUUAUCUGUAAAACUGUAACAAUUGUGUGUGCGUGUUUGUGUUUUCGUAAAAUUGUUUAAAAUCCCACUGUGUAUUAAUGU